Messenger RNA from Suricata suricatta (meerkat), 3185 nucleotides. RefSeq names its product zinc finger protein 514-like. Gene Ontology annotation, molecular function: DNA-binding transcription repressor activity, RNA polymerase II-specific; RNA polymerase II cis-regulatory region sequence-specific DNA binding. Bases 700 to 1899 code for a protein of 399 amino acids. Gene Ontology annotation, biological process: negative regulation of transcription by RNA polymerase II. The record is from RefSeq and is a predicted model, not a curated record. The transcript is spliced from 4 exons. Lineage: Eukaryota; Metazoa; Chordata; Mammalia; Carnivora; Herpestidae.
GUGCUUUUGAGAAAAGCUGGCCGCGCUGAAGGGGCUUGUUCUAGGCGACCCAGGAGUUGUAGCCGGGAGAGGGAGUGGUUGUGGAUGCAACGGAGGCUUAUGGUCACUCUGGAAGUACUGCCUGUGUUGAUGUCACGUCUCUUCUGUCCUCCGAUGGAAGGGCCGUCCGUAGAAAAUGUGUGUAAACUCUUGCUCCUGAAUGGACUCCAGGAGCCCUACCCUUGGUUUUCACUGCCCGGGAAGACCAAGAACGAGUCUCCUGGCGCUUCGAAGAGGCUUGUUUCUGCUUCAGCUUGUCCACUUUCAGGGAUUUGGCUCUGAAAUUUGAGCCGGAGAGAUGCAGAAUUUGGUUCUGAGGACGAGACUGGGCCUGAGGCAGAGUAAGCACAUUUUUGCGCCGGAGGAGGAGAGCCCAGGAUACACGUCUAUACAAGCUGGGCACCGGGGCGGUCUAUCAACGGUUUGAGCUCACACCAGCCUGCCUGCCUUGGUACUGAUAGAAGGACCCUAGUCGGAGACGUCGUAGGGAUUCUCAACUUUGGCUGCGUGUUGGAAUUACCUGAAAAGCUUUGGACAUAUUGAUACCUGGAGUCCAUUCAGGAGCAAGAGUUUACGAAGAACUUCAGGUGAUUCUAAUGUGCAGGUAAAGCUAAGAACCAUUGAGCUACAGCUUCAGAGAAGACUGGAGAUUACAAGAAUAUGGAUCUGAUGACAUUCAAGGAUGUGGCUGUGGAAUUCACCCAGUGGGAAUGGGGGCAGCUGGAUCCCUCUCAGAAGGACCUGUACAGGGAAGUGAUGCUGGAGAACUUCAAGAACUUGGCCUCUCUGGGGCUUCCAGUAUCUAAACCAUAUGUGAUCUGCCAGUUGGAGGAAGGAGAAGAGCCCUGUGUGGUAGAGGGAGAAAUCUCAACAGACUGGGAGAAAAGGCCUAAAACCAAGGAAUCAAUGCUGUAUCAGGAAAUUUCCAAAGAGGAAUUAUUCCAGGUAGCAUCAAUGGAAAAACAUAUCAGAGAUGAACUCUGCUUCUGCAAACGGAAAGGAACCUGUGGUUGUGAUGACCAGUUAGAGACACAUCCAAAGAAACAGGAGACACAUCCGAAAGAAAUGUCAAUCACUCACAAAUCCACUACCACCCUUAGGAUAGAUCACGAAUGGACUGAACUGGGGAGAAGUUUAGACUUAGGAUCAGUCCUUUUUAACCAACAUAAUGUUCCCAUAGGAGAAGGAUCCUAUAAAUCUGACACAGAAGUCAGACAGACUUCAGGAAGAAAUAACUCCCAGAGAACCCAUCCAGGGAAGAAACCUUGUAAAUGUAAUGAAUGUGGGAAGUCUUUCCAUUUCCAGUCAGAACUUAGGCGCCAUCAGAGAUGUCACACUGGAGAAAAGCCCUAUGAAUGCAGUGAAUGUGGGAGAGCCUUUGGUCAUAUUUCAUCCCUUAUUAAACAUCAGAGGACUCAUACUGGAGAAAAGCCCUAUGAAUGCAGCGAAUGUGGGAGAGCCUUCAGCCAGAGUUCAUCUCUUGUUCUACAUUAUAGAUUUCAUACUGGAGAGAAACCCUACAAAUGUAAUGAGUGUGGAAGAGCCUUUGGUCACACUUCAUCCCUUAUUAAACAUCAGAGAACUCAUACUGGAGAAAAGCCCUAUGAAUGCAGGGAAUGUGGGAGAACCUUCAGCCAGAGUUCAUCUCUCAUUGUACAUUAUAGAUUUCAUACUGGAGAGAAACCUUACAAAUGUAAUAAAUGUGGAAGAGCCUUCAGCCAGAGUUCAUCUCUCACUCAACAUUAUAGAUUUCAUACUGGAGAGAAACCCUACAAAUGUAAUGAAUGUGGGAAAGCCUUUGCUCAUACUGCGUCCCUUAUUAAGCAUCAGAAAAGUCAUGCUGGAAAAAAAGCUGUAUGAAUUCAGUGAACACAGCAAGGCUUUCAGCUGGAGUACACACAUGGUUCACAUUACACACAUUGGAGAGAGCUCCUGUAAGUGUAAUGUAUGUGCGAAGACUUGGUUGGAAGACAUUUAACAUCAGACAGUACAUGCUAAAGAGAAGCUCUAUCAAUGUCAAGAGAGAAGGUGGGCUUUGAGUCACACCUUGCCCCUUAUCAAACAGCAGAGAAUCCAUACUAGUGAGAAACCAUACAUGUGAUGGAUUCGGAAAGGCUUUUGUCAGAGGAUACACAUUAUUCAACAUCAGACAGUUUCUACUGGCAAGAAGCCUUACCAAUGCAAUGAAUAUGGCACAGCUUUUGGUCACACAUAUUUUUCAAUCAAUCAGUCAAUCAAUCAACCAACCAACCAGUAAGUAAAUAAUUAUCAGGUAACUCCUACUGGAGAGCAACUACAAGUGUGGUAAAAGCCAUCUGUAAUAUGUCUUCCUUUACUAAGCACCAAGAACACAUUAAAAGGGAAGCCCCAUGAAACAUUAACUGUGGGAAGACCUGUCAGAGCUCAUCUCUUAAAAAGAAUCAGAGAAUUCAUUCUUGAGAAAAACACUAUGGAAAUGGUGAAUGUGGGAGUGCCUUUAGCCAAACCUCUUUCCUGUAUAAACUUCAGUGAACUCACCCUACUAGUUAGAAACCCUGGGAAUGUAAUGGACUUGGAAAUGCCUUUGACAGAUUUCCCACCCAUUUUGUACAUCAGAGAAUGUGUACUAGAGUGAGUCUUUGAAUCUGCUGAAACUAGGAAAACCCACUAGUAUAGUUCAGGCCUCAGCAUACAUUAAAGCUUCAUUCCACAGAGAAACCUGGGAACUUAAUGGAUGUGGGGAAAGUUCCUUUCAGACUUGAGAUUCAUAAAACAAGAGCUGAAAGGAAUCUGAGAAAUCACCUAGUCUGGUGAUUUUCUACCUGGUAGGGGCUCUUUAUAACUGCUUCUCCUCCCCAUUCUCUUUCUGAUGCAAGAAGAGGUGUUACUGUGUGGGCAAGGAGAAUGGAGGCUGAGCAAGGUGGAGCACCACCAGUGAUUUAGCCCAACCAUAUUCUAGAGCUAAGGAACCUGAUAUGGAAGUGCCAUGCCCUGGGCUGGGCCUCUUUCCUUCUAGUUCACAACUGCAGUUUUGAGAUUGAAAGACUGAAGGUCUUCCUGUGCAAACCCCCUGUGCAUUCACUAUAUGUUACCUUUCUCUAAGAGUGGAGUGGUGGGACACUUGGGUGGCUCAGUUGGUUGAAUGUCCAGCAUUAGCUUCAGGUCAU